UUGCCUCCCUGUUGUUCUUGUUUUCUCCCGUAUUGUUUUCCUAAAUCUCGGACAAAAACUAGAGGCCUAAAACGUGGGCCUGAUGAGGCCCUUACUCUCAUGUUUCCCCGUGAUUUUCGCGGUUUUUGGGCCGAUUAUUGCGGUUAAGCCCGUAUGGAAGACGCCCGUCUCUGAGCCGAAUCCAAAUGCGAAUCUCGAAGUUUUAAAGGGACACUCGAAUUUGGCGAAGCGUGCUCAACCGAACUACUACACACGUCCCGAGCAGGUCUCGAUUCCGGAAUACCGUCCACCUCGUCAACGUCUUCCACCGUUACCAUCUCCAAAGAUCUCAUAUCAACAAGUUCCUCCACAUCAACUAACAUCUGGUGGAAGCUUCCGACCAUUCGCUUGGGUUGGCCCUCAACCAAAACCCGGCAGCCCUCAAACCAGUUACUAUGAGAAUUCUCCAAACAAGGGCCAAUUUCCAAAGGGAUUACCUCCAUUGCCACCAAAUUGGCAGCAGUAUCCAGUGCAGAUGAUAUGGAUUCCAGACACGCCAGGACAAACUACUGGAGCGUACCCGUAUUAUCCGGGACCCGCUGGACCGCCCGUGCCAGUUUCAACAGGAAGCUAUGGCCUGUAUGGACCAACUGUGACAACCGAGAAGCCAAUGGAACCGUCGGUCAAUCCGGAAACGUAUACAGGAACCGUCGCUCACAGUCCCUCUGCCAACCCUAUCACCACUACUAUACCUUACGAGCCCCCAAAUCCAUAUGGAGGACAGACUCAGGUGUCCCCGUCUUCAAAUUCCUAUCCGGAUUCAACAGUCUCCACUACUUCGAGCAACACGGAAUCCUAUGAACAGCCAUCUACAUCUCCCUCAGAAAGGCCUAGAUCAUCAACUCGGGAUUUUGAAAAUGGAAAUGGAAAAACUGUAAAUCCAACCAUCCGCCCAGGACCUCAAGAGCUUAGUGGUGGAAUUGGAACUUCUUCCAAGCCUAGACUGCCUAAUGACGCCGACUACACUAGAGAUGUAGAGACUGGAAGCUCUGAAGUUACAACUCCGUUUGGUAGAAACACGGAAAGCUCUACUCCUUCUAAAAGCCCAGGAUCAACAAGUUCAUCCGACACCACUCCGUCUUCUAACGAAAAUGGGAAAGAGACAACUCCAUUCGAGAUGACCAAAAAUCCAUUCAACGAUCUUAAAACCAUCCGACCAAUAUAUCUAGGUUCAAGUUCUGACGAAGAAGAUGACGAACCGCUAGAGGAUAUCAGCAAGGCAACCGAUUCCCCACAUUCUUCAGAGAAAUCUCAGAUUCCUGGAUCACCAGGUUCACAGAUAAAGAAUCCAUUGAAACCCUCUUCAACGGAAUCGGAAACUAUUGGACCGGAAUCCUCCGAGUCAGAAGACGACGGAGAGCGAAGCACGCCAACUCCACAAGAGGAGGAAGAGGAAAUGAUGAGGAACUUCUUCCCAAGACCUGUCAGUGCUCAAGCAUAUCAGCCGCCAGGACAUCAGCCGGAAGAUUUUACGAGUCAUAUCAACGUGAAUUUCAAGAGACCAAAAGGCAAAGGAGGAUGUGUAACACCGCCGUGCAGAGGAGUGGAUACUGAUAAGAUAUCCCUCUACAAGCCAGACCGUGACAAUGAGGACUCGAGCCCGACACUCGUGAUCAGUAACGCUGCAAAAGACGAUGCAUCGCGUGCCGGAUACAAACCAGCUCCACCACUGAUCAAUCCAUACAUCCCUCCACCACCGCCCCCGCAUCCUGAAGAAGAGUAUGCCACGCCGUACACCGUUCCCCCCGGCAAACAACCAUUCCCACCAUUUGGAGAAGGACCUGCGACUCCGCCAAGAAGCCUGAUCCCGGCGCAUAAUUUCCCUCCUCCAAGUACUUUCCCACCUGAUGAGGAUUACCACGAGACUACGACAGAUACCGUCCGUCCAACUGCUCAGACUAUUUCUACUAGAUUUACUGCCCCGACAACUACCACAACAUCAAAGCCCGUUGAAUCCACAACUACCGAGGAAGAUACUCCGGAGCAUGUUCCACCUGCAAUUGUUCAUAUGACCGCGUCGACGCCAAGUGGGAAGAACCCUCCAACCUAUAUUCCACUGCAUCCAGAGACAUCCCAGUCCACACCAACUCCAACAACAUCUGCUAGAUCCACGAGACCGACAGCUUCAGUCACAAGACGACCCGAGUUCCCAACUAGAAAUACUCCACCAUUUGGAGGAAACGUGCCAAAUGGGCCGUCUUCUACGGUACCACCUGCCAGCAAUCCAACCACUGAAGGAUACUUCACACAAGUCUUCACUGACCGAGAGAAGACAAAUUCCGGAGAGUCUGUAGUGACCACCACAGCUUCAUCUACUGAUUCUGAAACUCCAGGCUCUGGAUCAUUCUCGACAUCACCUCAAACCACUGCUGGAUGGAUCUACACAUCUACCGACGCUACACCAGAAUCUGAAUACUCCACUGCAUCAAGCUUCCCAACUCUAUCAACUUCUGAUCGUUUCACACCGUCUGAAUCAUCUAGAAGCACGGAGACCACCACCGUCAUCACGCCGUUCACUGAGACAUUCGAGUCUUCUACACUGACUCCUGAUCAAUUCGAAGAUGUGACCUCUACAUUUACAGAUAGAUUCAGACCGUCGGAAUAUGCCACGUCACCUACACCUCCUUCGCCGACUCGCGUCGUCACCGCAAGCUUCCCGCCGAACGAGGGAUCAUCACCUGGAAUCUUGCCAAGCACCAACCCGCCACCCAGAAAUAAUCCAUAUGCUCCUCCAGAGGGUGCUCCAAGGGUACCAAAUCGGUUGAUUGGAAAGCCGAGAAUCCUCUGUCUGGAGGAUGGAAUCAGUUUCGAGGUUAAAACCAUUUUGCCGCUCACCGGAGAAGUCUUUGCAAAUGAUAGGAAACGGGUUCUAGAAUGCCACAAAUCCUUCACUGAAGAGGCCAAGCCAAAAAUGUUCCUGCCAUUUUCCACGUGUGGAGUCAAGAAUGUUGGUGAACAAGUGGACAGCAGAGCUCAAUACCACAUGCAAGUGGUUCUCAUCAUUGAUCAAGGAAAUGGCACGAACACUUUGCAAUCAUUUAUGGCUCAAUGUGUCCAUCAGAAGGUCAAUUAUAACAAGCAAGUGCUCCCGAAGAGAAUUGAAGAGGCUCUGGAAGAACUCCGCUUAGUACCAUCAAAGUUGGAGCAGAAAGCCUCUAUGCCGAGUGUUCAAAUGCAAAUUGUAGUAGACGAGGGACAUCACAAGCUUGGCGCUGAGGUCAGUGCUGCUGACAUUGGAAUGCCACUGGCUCUUAAAUGGAGUAUGGUUCCAGAGUCGGACGCAUAUGGAAUGCACAUACGCAACUGCAAAGUGGUAGAUGCGGUGGGCAAGAUCGAUCAUACUCUAAUAGACGAGCAGGGGUGCUCUGCGGAUCUUCAGAUCAUCGAUCAUCCCCAUUAUGACACCUACCACGACACUGCUUCCUCUCACAUGUGGGCUUUCAAGGUUCCAGACAUGUCGAGCCUCCAGAUCAAAUGUGAUAUUCUGAUAUGCUCAAACAUCAAGUCUUCCGUUACGAACACGACUAGCUGUGAGGAUAUUCCUUCGCCUCCAUUCUGUGCAGAUGUUGUGACGUCUCCACCAAAUUCUAUCCUCUCAGAUGCUUCUUCAUUCAUCAAGCAUCGACGUGCUUCAGUACCUUCUGAAGUUUCCCCAGCGACGCAAUCGGUGAGAACCUCGAUUUGCUUGUCGAAAAGCUGCAGACCAGAUUUUUCAGAAGAAGUCCGAAUCUGCGUCAACACUCAAUUGGCGACUACUUCGACAGGAUUGUCAUUGGCGUUCUUACUUUUUGCAAUUUCUUUCCAAAUUAUCGCAAGAACAAAGCGACCUUAAACCAUUUAAUUAAAUUCUCAAAUAAUUUAAUAACAAUAAUUAAUUAAUUUAACAAAGAAAAGUGCAAUAUUUCCAAUAAAGGUUCUCAGUCUC
Molecule: messenger RNA, 3964 nt
Organism: Caenorhabditis elegans
Lineage: Eukaryota; Metazoa; Nematoda; Chromadorea; Rhabditida; Rhabditidae
Gene: rocf-1
Product: ZP domain-containing protein
Exons: 11
Coding region: 83-3871 (1262 amino acids)
Cellular component (GO): plasma membrane
Source: RefSeq, marked reviewed